Schistocerca piceifrons (Central American locust) is the source of this 1617-nucleotide messenger RNA. RefSeq names its product venom carboxylesterase-6-like. The record is from RefSeq and is a predicted model, not a curated record. Lineage: Eukaryota; Metazoa; Arthropoda; Insecta; Orthoptera; Acrididae. Bases 1 to 1617 code for a protein of 538 amino acids. The transcript has 10 exons.
AUGGCACACGGACCCGGCGUCGGUAACAGCCCCAUCUUUCAUGGAGACGGCUUCAAGGCCCAGGACGUGCUCGUGACGGUGCAGCAGGGCACGCUCCGGGGCGCCGUGGUCACCAGCGUGCUGGGCACGCCCUACAUCAGCUUCAAGGGAGUGCCCUACGCCCAGCCGCCGGUGGGAAAUCUCCGUUUCCAGGCGCCACAGCCAGCCGCAAGUUGGGAGGGGGUGCUCGACGCCUUGGAGCAGAGCGAAAUGUGCAUGCAGCCGGUGAGCGGCGUCUACCACGUGGGCUCCGAGGACUGCCUCUACCUGAACGUGCACGUGCCGAUGAACGCGUCGGGGCCGCUGCCCGUGCUCGCCUGGAUCCCCGGCGGCGGCUUCACCAACGGAGCCUCGUCCUUCAACGGCCCAGACUUCUUCAUCGAGGAGGGCGUCAUCGUGGUGUCGCUGCAGCAGCGGGUCGGCGCCUUGGGUCUGUUGAGCACCGGCGACGAUGUGGUCCCCGGGAACGCAGGCAUGAAGGACAUCGUGAUGGCGCUGCGGUGGGUGCAGCAGAACAUCGCUGCCUUUGGUGGAGAUCCCGACCAGGUGACCAUCGGCGGCGAGAGCGCGGGAGCCUGCUCCACGUCGCACCUGAUCAUCUCCCCGCUCGCAGACGGCCUGUUCCGGGGCGCAAUACUGCACAGCGGGGAGGCGGUCAGCUCUUGGGGCGUCGGCGCCGACCCCGCGGUCAGGGCCUUCCGCCUGGGAGAGGCCCUCGGCUUCUCCACCAACGACUCGCGGGAGCUGCUGGAGUUCCUCCUGGCGCAGGACGCUGCCGACCUCGUCACCCACGACGACGAGCUGCUGUCUCCGGAGGAGGAGGCGCAGCUGCCGCUGCUGGUGUGGAUGCCCGUGAUAGAGCGGGACGUGGAGGGCGCCUUCAUCACCGAGUGGCCCGCUGCCGCCCUGAAGGAAGGCCGCUUCAGCAGGGUGCCUGUCAUCACCGGAUUCACGUCUGGCGACGGGUUGGAGCCAGUCAGUCGCAAGCAGUACCUGGACGACGCGGCGGCGCUGCAGCAGCUGAGCGACAACUUCGUGGCGGCAGUGUCCCCGCAGCUGCACCUGCCGACGCCGCAGCAGCGCGAGGAGGCCGCCCUGCAGCUGCGCGACUUCUACUUCGGGCACGAGAACAUCACCGCCAGCGACGCGCAGGCCGUCGUCGACAUGCUCACCGACCUUGGCUUCGGGGAGCCAGUGGACUCGACAGUGAGGUUGGUGGCCAACCACACGGACGCCGCCCCCGUCUACUACUACCUGUUCGACUACAGGGGGGAGGAGCUUGGGAACACUACAUAUGGAACACCUCAUGCGACCCAGAGCAGUGUCGUCUUCUACCUUCAGUAUCUUCCCAUUUUAGCAGAUCCUGAGUCGACUUUCGGACGCUUAAGGUCGACUAUGACGAGACUUUGGACCAACUUCAUCAAGUAUGAGACUCCGUCUCCAGAAGGCGAGCAGAUAGUCUGGGAACCUUUCGACAACAGCAACCUUUACUACUUGCACAUUACCGACACAUUUGAACUUAAACAAGAUGUUUACAAGGAACGUAUGGACUUCUGGCACCAGAACAUUCCACUGUAA